AUGAGUUCAGCAAAUGAUUCUGACGCCUGCAGCGUCCCAGCUGCAUCCUGCAGCAUCCAGUACGCUUUUGAGAGCCACAGUGGAGAAUACUGGUGUGAAAACCAUGAAGGGGAAAAGAGCCGGGCUCUCAACAUCUCUGUUACAGGUGGAUCAGUCAUCCUGAAUGCUUCUGCUCAGCCAGUGAAGGAAGGAUCUACUGUGACUCUAAAGUGCAUUCAGAAGGAUACAGAGGAACCACACUUUAAUGAUUUCUACAAAGAUGGCGUCCGUCUUGGAACCUACUAUGAAACUGAUAUGAUGACCUUCACCAAGGUCACCAAGUCAGAUGAAGGACUCUAUAAAUGCACCAUUUCCCGAGUUGGAGAGUCUCCUGAAAGCUGGCUGGCUGUUGUCAAUCCAAGGUCACCAACAGGAGGAUCUAAUGAAGAGAUUCAGCCUUUGACUAAUGUGCCGAUUAUAAUCAUCAUUUUGUUGUCCAUCGUUUUCACUCUGCUGUUCUGGGUGGUUGGACUGAUUCUCUACAAGAAACACAAAG
Poecilia latipinna (sailfin molly) is the source of this 535-nucleotide messenger RNA. Its product is annotated as high affinity immunoglobulin epsilon receptor subunit alpha-like. Gene Ontology annotation, cellular component: external side of plasma membrane. The annotation marks the transcript as partial. Gene Ontology annotation, biological process: immune response; cell surface receptor signaling pathway. The record is from RefSeq and is a predicted model, not a curated record. Gene Ontology annotation, molecular function: transmembrane signaling receptor activity. The transcript has 3 exons. Lineage: Eukaryota; Metazoa; Chordata; Actinopteri; Cyprinodontiformes; Poeciliidae.